UUAACCCCAGCAGUGGCUUCAAACAAACGCGUUAGAUGUAUUAUAGUGAUUUUGUGUUAUCUAUAUGGUCAUUUCUAAUAUUAAAUUGUAGCGAAAAAUCAUGAGCGGGCGUGGAAGGGGCAGAGGAGCACUUGCAAGAUGGGAAGCUGCUCAAACUGCGAAAGAAAGUAGCGCGCGAGUUGGAUCUUCGAUUUUGUCUCCUUCUCAAGAAAAUGAGAUCAAACCACAGGUCAAACAGUUUCCAGGCGACUCUGUUAACAAUCACACGCUUGCAAGAGUCACUCAUAUCAUCGAUGUGGAGCACUUUUGGGCCCAGACAGGUACUUCUGAUGAGCUCAAACAGUUUGACACAUACAUCAUGGCUUUGAAUUCAUGGUGUAAUGAACAACAAAGAUCAAGUGUUGAGCAAAUACCCACAUGUGGUCAGGCAGUGUGUGUAUUUCAUUCAAGCACUGGCCAGUGGAGAAGAGGCCAGGUUACUAGGCACAUUAGCAACAGCAUGUUAGAUGUAUUUUACUUGGAUUAUGGACAGUCAGAAUGUGUACCACUGGAUAGAGUUUGUCAUUCCUCUCCAAGUGAUAUCAUGUCUCGCCCAGCACUAGCACGUUAUAUAACACUGGAUGGUGUGAAACCUAUCAAUGCAAGCUGGUCAGAGGAGGAGAAUAAAAGAUUCAGUGAGCUUGUUUCAAGCAGACUUAAAAUCCAUUUUAUUGACAAUUUUAGAGGGAAACUUUAUAUGCGAAAUAGAAAUGGUGAAGAAACUUCAGUGGGUGAUGUGCUUAUCUCUGAAGGCCUUGCUAAGAGUCCUGAAGAUGUUGUAGGUAAAGGAAUAUGGAACAAAGAUAGCAGUAGUCAUCAUCAGAAAGACAGCUCUUUCAGUGCACUGAGUUCUGGUCAGCAGAAAAGAAUAGAUGAACAAUGGAACUCACUCUCAUUCCAUCCACCAGAAUCACAGCAACCAUCCUGGCAGAAAAGCAAUAGUUUCAUUACCACCAAAGAUCCAUUAUCUAAAUUACCCAUUUCUUUUAAAGAACAAUCUUCACAGAGGGAACUAUUUGAUUUAAACAGUAGUGCGUUUAGUCCACCACAAGUACAUCAUGUUGGUGAAUCAAAGAGAGAUACAAAUGCAAUUUCCUUGAAUGAGGUUCCUCUUCCACCAAAGCCAGACUUUGUAAUACAGAAAAAGGAAAAGAACAUUCCUAGAACUUUUGAUAUCAAAAGAACUGAUCCAGAACCAGUGGAAUCACUGCGUUCAACAAGGCCUUACUUGGCCAGCCCAAGUGCAUUUCUCACUCAGAUGCAGACAGGACACAGUUCAACCAACUCAGUAUUUCCAAGCAAUGAAUCAUCUGUGAAGUACCAACCACCUCAUCUGCGAUUUGCACAAACAAAGAUGAAUGAAGCAAAUGUACCCAACACAGAGCCCAAGCUAGAAAAUUUCACCCCCCUCACACAAAGCAGGAACACAUCUUUUCAAUCAGUUCAGAGGUUACCGCAGUCACCUUUCUCAAACUUCUCCUUCAGUCCAAAACAAGUGACAAGUAACAUUGCUGCUCAGUUUCAAACAAACACUGCUCCAUAUUUAGGAGAUACCAAUAAUUCACUGAGGACACAACCACUGCAACAACAAACAUUUCAACCAUGGAAACAGCCUGAGUUUCUCAAAACACAGCCAUUGAAUGAAAAUACCAGAGAUAAAGAAUUGAAAGCAGAGUUGGAGUGGAAAAUAUGGAAGUUUCAACGACAUGUAAAAAAACUUAUUGACCGCAUGGUAGUGGAUGAUGAUGUAGAUUAUCUACCUGAGCUUGGCAAAUUAAUAGCUGACAGCAGAAUAUCUCAGGACUUUCCAGGAGUUUCUGAAGUGUCAAUUACCCUAAAACUAUUACUUGAGAGGGUUAUUGAUAAUGUCAAGUUUCAGAAUGUGGCAGUUAAAGUGUGCACACUAUUAAGAGACUUGCGUACACCUGAUGCUGGUGAUCUUAUCAAUAAAGAGGUGAUGACAUGUCAAGAACAGCUGAUGGAUCAAUCAUCCUUAAGUGAUAUCUGCCAAAGAUGUCAAAGAUUUUCAUCAUUUCUUGGUGAACUUUAUCUGGAGGUUUUACAUGAAGAUGACACUAGUGGUUUGAAGUCAUCAGUUGAUAGUAUCAUUGCAAAUAGUCUCCACAACUGGUUAUCAUUUGAUCAGGCUGAAUCAGUGGCAAUUCACAGUGUUAAAGCAGCAUGUCUGACAGGAUUCUUUAGGAUCACAGGACCAACAGUUGACCAAGCACAAGGGAAUGAUAUCUCAAGAUAUUUUGCUACAAUCAGGGACCUUGUACUGUCACCAGAUCUUGCAGUGCCGGUCAAAAGUACCUUGCUGGACAUUUUAUUGUUACGAGCAUCAGGUUGGAAGAUCAAAGAUGAUGUAGAGAAGCAAAAAUCUGAAGACUUAUCAAUUGACGAUGAAGUGUUGGUUGAGCCUGAAGAUGACCUGACAGAGGAACAGCUCCCAGAGGGCACUGGGAAUGAGAGUGAAGAAUGGGACCCAUACUACAAAGUCAAGUUGAUGUUAGAAAACCUGAAACUGCAGGAUUUGCUGCAAAACUUUUUCGAUAACUGUAUUCGGGACUCUCUCCUCACUGCUGAUUGGGAAGAACUUAAAAGAACUCUGCAGGAGGCUGGAUUUCCCCCUGGAGUUAUUUUGGAAAUAAGAAUGUACUUAGACAAAGGGCUACUGGAGGAAAACGGGAAGAAGAUCUCGAAACCUCCUGCACACCAAACGAUCGAUGCACCAUCUGAUGGAAAAAAUAAAGAGGUGAAGAACGAAGUCCCCAGAUCUCCUUCGCCGUCCAAAUCAAACGAGGGCGGUGUUGCUAUAACCCAAUUGAAUCAGGAGCUGCAGCAACUCAUGAUCGAGGGAAAUCAAGACAAAGGAGGACAAAAAAUUUCUCCAACGAGAAAAAUCAGCCCCGUCAGUCAACAAACAGGACACGAAGGAACACCUUACAGCAGGGUGGGGCCCCGUAAGUAUUUUAGCAGGGCCGAGAGGAGACGGUCAUCAGAGGGCUUACCUGAAGACCUACCUUAUUUAUUACCAGAUUAUGCUGAUAGCUUGUAUGAGAGGAUGGCUCCUUCUCCUCGCGCUCCAGUCGAGCCCGUCAAUAAACGCCCCACCGUGGGAAAAAGUUCGGAAAGUCAAACUACAUCUUCAGUGUCAUACAGUUCUGUACUUAAAGGCGUUUCACAGGAAGCAACUAAAUCUGGGCCAGCCAAAGCAAAAGAAGGUCAGUCCAAGACAUUUUCCCGGCCCCCACCAGGGUUUCCGCCUCUCCCCACCCAUGGAGGGGACACUAAGAUGCACAUGACAGUGCUAGGCAACAAGUCGAAGACAAAAGCCCUCGGGCCAUCAAGUAGUACCCCGCGAAACAACACCCCAAAUAGAGCUGACGCUAGUAUGAACUGGCGAAACGAUAGCCGGCAAGAACCUCUCAACCAAACCGCUAUGCGGCCAAUAAAUCCUCCUUCUGGACAGGGAGUGAACUGGAGAUCGUUUGAUGAUACUUUUUCUCAGACUGAAAAUAAAGCGCCACCGAUGUCUGGAGACUCCAUUGACACUUCUAGCCAGAGAGGAGAAGCACCGCAGGAAGAUCAAGCCUCUGUGAAAUCCGAUGAAUCUAAUGAGCCCCCGCCGAUUAUACAACCCCACCGGGCAUUUGGCCCUGGUGGAUUGAAGUCUUGUGUGAUAUGUGGUAGUAGGGAUCACCUACGGUGUAACGACCGCUCAAAAAUGUUCAUGGACUGAAGAGAACAGUAUUUAACACCGAAGCGCUUUUCGAGUGAGUGUCGUAAAACCAAACCAAUCACUGAGGCUGUUCAGAGCACAGAUGAAAAUGAGAACUCACAGUAAUUAGAAGUAAACGACGUUAAAUGCAUAAAAAUGCAAGUGUCGUUGCCGCAGUUGUUCCAAGUUUUGCAUCUGAUUGAUUUAAAAAGAUGGCAUUACUUUUUUUUAGUGCAAUGAUUUGGUGAAGAAGGAAAUCAAUACAAUCCCACAGUGCUUGUGACGUUAACUUGAGAAUUGCUCCAACGAGAUUUAGCUAUAAUUUCCAAGAUAUCCUUUGACUUUGUUAAAGUUGUUUCGUGUAGUCUGAGCAGAACACGGCUGUCAAAGGAGCUUCUUAUUUAACCCUGUGACUGCUUACAGUGAGUAGCAUCUAGUUUCUCCUUACAAUGUCACCCUUGAAUCAAACCUUAAGGUCAUGAGAAUGAAGGAAUUGAUCAUCAGCUGAAGAAUCUCUUGAUCGUUGAGCAAAUUCACCUUGUCAACACUAUAGGAAGUGUAUAGAGAACAGUAUGGAGAAUAUUCAUAUUGAUGUUAGAGUGUUAAGGGUCAACGGUAGCACCGCGGGAUCUAUUUCUUGAGCACUAUCAUUUCUUGAGUUUACGUUGGCAGCGUCAAGAUCUUUGUUUCUAAGUUAAAGUUAACGCGGUAAUCGAUCAUAUAAGAUUUUUUCCGUUCUAUUCGAGAUUAAACCAACUUAAAACCAGAGCCUAUUUAUAUAAUAAACGUCUAAUUAGUGACUCAA
Messenger RNA from Stylophora pistillata, 4565 nucleotides. RefSeq lists its product as uncharacterized. Lineage: Eukaryota; Metazoa; Cnidaria; Anthozoa; Scleractinia; Pocilloporidae. The record is from RefSeq and is a predicted model, not a curated record.